AUGGCGACUCCUGGCAAGGCCGUCGGUAUCGAUCUUGGUACCACGUUUUCGUGUGUUGCCGUCUACUCCAACGACAAGUGCGAUAUUAUUGCCAACGACCAGGGUAACCGCACCACGCCCUCCAUUGUCGCUUUCAACGACACCGAGCGUCUCAUCGGAGAUGCCGCCAAGAACCAGAUGGCCAUGAACCCCCACCACACCGUCUUCGACGCCAAGCGCCUGAUUGGCCGCAAGUUCCAGGACUCUGAGGUCCAGGCCGACAUGAAGCACUUCUCCUUCAAGGUUGUCGAGAAGGCCACUAAGCCUGUCAUCGAGGUUGAGUUCAAGGGCGAGACCAAGCAGUUCACUCCCGAGGAGAUCUCUGCCAUGGUUCUCGUCAAGAUGCGUGAGACCGCCGAGGCUUACCUCGGUGGCGCCGUUACCAAUGCUGUCAUCACCGUUCCUGCCUACUUCAACGACUCGCAGCGUCAGGCUACCAAGGACGCCGGUCUCAUCGCCGGUCUCAACGUCCUCCGUAUCAUCAACGAGCCCACCGCCGCUGCCAUCGCUUACGGUCUCGACAAGAAGGUCGAGGGUGAGCGCAACGUCCUCAUCUUCGAUCUCGGUGGUGGUACCUUCGAUGUUUCUCUCCUGACCAUUGAGGAUGGUAUCUUCGAGGUCAAGUCCACUGCCGGUGAUACUCACCUGGGUGGUGAGGACUUCGACAACCGUCUCGUCACCCACUUCGUCAACGAGUUCAAGCGCAAGCACAAGAAGGACCUGUCCGCCAACGCUCGUGCUCUCCGCCGUCUCCGCACUGCUUGCGAGCGUGCCAAGCGUACCCUCUCUUCCUCCGCCCAGACCUCCAUCGAGAUUGAUUCGCUGUACGAGGGUAUCGACUUCUACACCUCCAUCACUCGUGCCCGUUUCGAGGAGCUCUGCCAGGAUCUCUUCCGCUCCACCAUCCAGCCCGUCGACCGCGUCCUGUCCGAUGCCAAGAUCGACAAGUCCCAGGUCCACGAGAUUGUCCUCGUUGGCGGUUCCACUCGUAUCCCCCGUGUCCAGAAGCUCAUCACCGAUUACUUCAACGGAAAGGAGCCCAACAAGUCUAUCAACCCCGAUGAGGCUGUCGCCUACGGCGCUGCCGUCCAGGCCGCCAUUCUCUCUGGUGACACUUCCUCCAAGUCCACUCAGGAGAUCCUGCUUCUCGAUGUCGCUCCCCUGUCCCUUGGUAUUGAGACCGCUGGUGGCAUGAUGACCAAGCUCAUUCCCCGCAACACCACCAUUCCUACUAAGAAGUCCGAGGUCUUCUCCACCUUCUCCGACAACCAGCCUGGUGUGCUCAUCCAGGUCUACGAGGGUGAGCGCCAGCGUACCAAGGAUAACAACCUUCUCGGCAAGUUUGAGCUCACUGGUGUCCCUCCCGCGCCCCGCGGUGUCCCCCAGAUUGAGGUUACCUUCGAUGUCGAUGCCAACGGUAUCAUCAACAUCUCCGCCGUCGAGAAGGGCACUGGCAAGUCCAACAAGAUUGUCAUCACCAACGACAAGGGCCGCCUGUCCAAGGAGGAGAUUGAGCGCAUGCUUGCUGAGGCUGAGAAGUACAAGGAGGAGGACGAGGCUGAGGGCAACCGUGUCUCUGCCAAGAACGGCCUUGAGUCUUACGCCUACUCCCUGCGCAACACCCUUAGCGACCCCAAGGUCGAGGAGAAGCUCGACGAGUCUGACAAGACCACCCUCACCGCUGAGAUUGACAAGUGCGUCGCUUGGCUCGACGAGAACCAGCAGGCCACCAAGGAGGAGUAUGAGGACCGCCAGAAGGAGCUUGAGGGUGUUGCCAACCCCAUCAUGAUGAAGUUCUACGGUGCCGGCGGUGCCCCCGGUGGCAUGCCCGGCGGCAUGCCCGGUGGCGCCCCUGGCGGCCCCGGCGGCCCUGGCGCCACUCACGACGACGGUCCCACCGUCGAGGAGGUCGACUAA
This is a messenger RNA of Verticillium nonalfalfae, 1956 nucleotides long. It is a transcript of the gene HSP70, whose product is annotated as Hsp70 chaperone. The coding region runs from base 1 to 1956 and encodes 651 amino acids. Lineage: Eukaryota; Fungi; Ascomycota; Sordariomycetes; Glomerellales; Plectosphaerellaceae. Gene Ontology annotation, molecular function: misfolded protein binding; ATP binding; ATP-dependent protein folding chaperone. The record is from RefSeq and is a predicted model, not a curated record. Gene Ontology annotation, cellular component: nucleus; plasma membrane; cytoplasm. The transcript is spliced from 4 exons. Gene Ontology annotation, biological process: vesicle-mediated transport; cellular response to unfolded protein; protein refolding.